AUGUGGAAACUCUUUGUUUUAUUGCUUUCAAGUAUCAUUGGAGAUGUGACUGCAGAAACUGUGAAUCCGAGGCUAACAUUGCUAAAUAACUUUUUGAACAACAAUAAGAAUGCGUUGAAAUCCAGUAGAAACGAUACAGUUCUAACGAAAGCCGUUGCCAGCUCAUUGAACUUAACCAGCACCUCAAAUGCCUUGCAAGAUGAGUCCAGCGCUCAAUUGGUACUUUCGGAUGCAACGGCUACGUGUGAUUCUGGAUGGAAACAAUGGAGUGGUAAUGGGAUGUGUUAUAAGAUUUCGACUACUGACACGACGUGGUAUGCUGCUGAAGAUUGGUGUUACAGUCAAAGAUCUGGAUCUCAUCUGACUUCGAUUCAUAGUCAAGCUGAAGCACAGUGGAUUGCAGCAACAUACAUUUCGGGUGGUUGGUUUCCGUACAUGGACAAUUGGGUGGGAUUGAGGAGAAGUUGUGACAACACUACUUACGUUUGGACCGAUGGAACUCCAGUCGACUACCUUUGGUGGCAACCUGGCUAUCCUGGAUCAGGUGAUCCAGAGAAAAGUUGUGUAACAAUUUGGGUGACCUCGCUGCUCAAACUGAACCCAGCAUAUACACCUGGGCAGUUUGAUGACAUUUGGGAUUGUGGAACUAACUUGGCUACACCCACAUGCAAAUAUGAUCCUACCUCAAGAGAUUGCUCAUCAACUUGUGAUCAGUUUUGGGUUGGAUACAAAGGAGGAUGUUAUGGAAUAGUACGAGGAACUGCCAACUUUGAGACAGCUAAAUUGGCAUGUGAAGCAUUUGGAGGAGAAAUGGCAGUGAUCACAGAUUCUGACAUGAAUGAAGCAAUGAGAUUGGCAUUCAGUACAAAUGACGACAGUGGGAUUGCUAAUCAGGCAUGGAUUGGAGCGUCUCCGUAUUCAAAUUGGGCACCAGGAAAACCAAAUAAAGCACAAGGAACACAGUAUACAAGUUAUUGCAAUGUGAUGGUACUAUCUAUUGUGGAUGGUGGUCAGGACUUUGGAUUUUCUCGCGGAGUUUGGACUGAUUAUCCAUGCGAACUGAAUCAAAACUACGUAAUUUGUAAACAUCUUUAA
Molecule: messenger RNA, 1095 nt
Organism: Caenorhabditis briggsae
Lineage: Eukaryota; Metazoa; Nematoda; Chromadorea; Rhabditida; Rhabditidae
Gene: Cbr-clec-198
Product: Protein CBR-CLEC-198
Exons: 10
Coding region: 1-1095 (364 amino acids)
Biological process (GO): biological process involved in interspecies interaction between organisms
Cellular component (GO): external side of plasma membrane
Molecular function (GO): carbohydrate binding
Source: RefSeq, a predicted model, not a curated record